AUGCCGCUUUGCUUGGCAACUGCCGCGAGGUUCUUCGGCGGUCUGAGCGGUUUGCGAGCAGUGCCAUCUAAAUCGCAGGCGCUGGCACGGUGAGGGCGCAACACCCAGGUUCCAACUGCCGCUUGCACAGCACUUGCCGGCGCUCCCCUUUCCCAGCACGCUCCCAGCAUUGCUCUCGCCCACUUCAACCCGUGUGGUGCAUCACCGAACCGUUUGCGCAUCUUAUCAACUUGAAAUUGCACCGGAUAAAUGUCGAUUUAUCUGAGCGCAUGGGGCAACGCUUCUACGGUAGCUUUCUUGCGCAAACUGAAGGCUAUUCUUUAGUAAAACAGCGUGCUCAUUUCAAUUUGAAGCCGCAAGAAGCUCCAACCAUGACUUCUUCCUGUGCUGUUCUCCGUGGCCUGCGUUCCGCGAAUCUGUCGCUACGCCCUGGCGAGGGCCAGACCGUUAAUGUUAAGCUUCUCGGCCGCAUCGUGGAGGCUGUGGACUAUGAGCCGGAGGUCAUCGGGCUGUGCCCUCCAGAACAAGCAACGUGAGGCCGUUCACCUGAUCGUCGAGUUCGAGGAUGACCCCGAGACCUUCUACACGGUCAUGGUGUACCAGGUGCAGCACUUUGCAAACCGCGAAGACUUGAAACGUGGCAGUACAUCCUGCUUGUGCGCCCAUUUGCGCUACUAGCAGCAGAGGAGGUCAUGUCGUGGAAGCCAGCGGGCACGUCCGACACCUGCCUCGGUGUGGACUGCUGCCUGGACCGUCCUCGCGUUCUGUCACCGGGCGCCGCUGCCGAGGAGUUCCCGCACCUGCUGAUUGAUGACGCGCGCCUCGUCAUCAACAGCACGCCCCUGACCCAGAUGCAGCCCAAGGCGGGAUUCACGGGGGUCAUGUUGGUGGAGACGGUGGAUGGAGGAGUCAAGCGUGUGGGACGGGAGCGCGGUCGUCACGGUGGUAACGGGAGUUGAUGGCACCUCCAGCGCCCAGCUGCUCAUCAUGCCCAGCUACGACAGCGCCUACGAAGUCAAAAUUAAGAAGCAUAUGUAGCGCGCGGUUUCGCUGCUGGCUGUCAGCUGCUGACGGCCGGCCUCGACCGCGCUUCCUAGACAGGGUCGCUAGGGCUGCGGCCACAUCCUCGGGCACCGCAGCUGGGAGACGGCAACGCCGACAGCAGAGUUAUCAGGCCAGGGGUAGCCACGCAUGCCUGCGUGAACAUUUCCGUGUAAGCAAGUCAUGGCCAACCCGCCCCGGGCUAUC
Chlamydomonas reinhardtii is the source of this 1248-nucleotide messenger RNA. RefSeq lists its product as uncharacterized. Lineage: Eukaryota; Viridiplantae; Chlorophyta; Chlorophyceae; Chlamydomonadales; Chlamydomonadaceae. The transcript has 3 exons. The record is from RefSeq and is a predicted model, not a curated record. Bases 372 to 536 code for a protein of 54 amino acids.